Messenger RNA from Conger conger (European conger), 2787 nucleotides. RefSeq names its product RNA binding motif protein 39a (gene rbm39a). The coding region runs from base 442 to 2055 and encodes 537 amino acids. Gene Ontology annotation, cellular component: nucleus. Lineage: Eukaryota; Metazoa; Chordata; Actinopteri; Anguilliformes; Congridae. The record is from RefSeq and is a predicted model, not a curated record. Gene Ontology annotation, molecular function: RNA binding. Gene Ontology annotation, biological process: mRNA processing. The transcript has 18 exons.
GGAGACCCCUAGCUUGUACACAAGCGCCAUUUUGGUUGAACGCAGGGACUAAAGUGGUAACAAGCAUUUCGUUUGUGGAACAGAACUUCGCGACAACCAAUUAUUCAUUUAAACCAUUGGAUGUGUUGUCGUAUAGUUGUAUUAAACGCGGUACUUCGUGAACGUCGUUUUAUUAAAAAAUAAUUUUAGGCACAGAUACCUAGCUAGCUAAGUCAUUUCAGUUUGUGAAACGGAAGAAAGAAGAAAACAGUCGGAGGUCAAGAAAGGCCUAGUGAACGGCCUACGUCGAGACGAAAUUAUUGAGAAGACAUUGAUAUAAAAACAGCAAGCUACAUUUGGAUAGUGAGCGAAACCGCAUAAUGGCCGACGACUUUGAUAUAGAAGCAAUGCUUGAGGCGCCUUUCAGAAAGACUCCCCUAACGAUAUCUCACCUCUACUCCCAUGAAUUCCAGUGUGAACUGUCAAAACAGAAAGGAUGAGCUCAGGUCCAGUAGUGCCAACGGCCAUGAAGAGCGUAGUAAGAAGAAAAAGAAGAGUAAAAGUCGUAGCAGGAGCCGCGACAAGCGCAGGAGCCGCAGUCGGGACCGCAAGAAGAGCCGGGACAGGAAGAGGAGCAAGAGCCGCGAGAGGAAGAGGAGCCGCAGCAAGGAGCGCCGCCGCUCCCGCUCCCGCAGCCGCGAGCGCGGAGGCCGAUACCGAGUCCGCAAGAGCCCGUUUGCUGGGCCGAAAUUUAACGGUGGCCCCAGGGGGAAGAUUGGCCCACCACCAGCCAUCAAACUAAGCCGGAGACGGUCUAGAAGUCGCAGCCCGUUCAAGAAAGACAAGAGCCCCGUCAGGGAGCCCAUCGACAACCUGACCCCAGAGGAGAGGGACGCUCGCACCGUCUUCUGCAUGCAGCUGGCUGCUCGCAUCCGGCCCCGCGACCUGGAGGAGUUCUUCUCCGCCGUGGGAAAGGUGAGAGACGUGAGAAUGAUCUCGGACAGAAACUCCCGGAGGUCGAAGGGCAUCGCGUACAUCGAGUUUGUGGAGGCCACCUCCGUGCCCCUGGCCAUCGGCCUCACGGGCCAGAGGCUCCUGGGGGUGCCGAUCAUCGUCCAGGCCUCGCAGGCUGAGAAGAACAGGGCCGCCGCCAUGGCCAACAACCUGCAGAAGGGCAGCGCGGGGCCCAUGCGGCUGUACGUGGGCUCCCUGCACUUCAACAUCACCGAGGACAUGCUGCGGGGCAUCUUCGAGCCCUUCGGCCGGAUUGAAAGCAUUCAGCUGAUGAUGGACAGCGAGACGGGCAGGUCCAAAGGAUACGGUUUCAUCACGUUCGCGGACGCCGAAUGCGCCAAGAAGGCCCUGGAGCAGCUGAACGGGUUCGAGCUGGCCGGCCGGCCCAUGAAGGUGGGGCACGUGACGGAGCGCACCGACGCCUCCACCGCCAGCUCCUUCCUGGACAGCGACGAGCUGGAGCGCACCGGCAUCGACCUGGGCACCACCGGCCGCCUGCAGCUCAUGGCCCGGCUCGCUGAGGGCACUGGCUUACAGAUUCCCCCAGCUGCCCAGCAGGCCCUGCAGAUGAGUGGAUCCAUACCCUUUGGAGCCAUGGCAGCUGUAACAGAUUUACAAGCCAGGUUGACUCAGCCCCCUGAAGCUGCAGCCAUGAACCCGGGAGCCUUGAACCUGAACCUCAACAUGAACAUGAACGUCAACACCCCUCUGAACCUACCAACGCAGCCCAUCGCCACGCACUGCUUCCAGCUGUCAAAUAUGUUCAACCCUCAGUCGGAAGAUGGUCCUGGCUGGGAUGUUGAAAUUCAAGAUGAUGUCAUAGAAGAAUGCAACAAACAUGGCGGAGUUGUGCACAUAUACGUCGACAAGAAUUCUGCACAAGGAAACGUGUACGUGAAAUGUCCGACCAUUCCCGCCGCCAUGGCAGCCGUGAAUGCGCUGCACGGACGGUGGUUCGCAGGGAAAAUGAUCACCGCUGCGUACGUUCCCCUCCCCACGUACCACAACCUGUUCCCCGACUCCGUGACGGCCACUCAGCUCCUAAUGCCCACCCGCCGAUGAUUCAGCCAAGAGCCGCGUCGAGCGCGAUGCGAUUGAAUGCCUACUGGUUUGGAUUGUACAUAAUUGAAAGCUUUUUCUUUUUUUGAGACAGUUGGACACAUACUGAUUAUCAUCUCUCCGGUCCUGAGUAGCAAAUUUUGGCACAAUCUCCAUUUAUUUUAUUCUUUUUAUUUUUUUUUUUUUUUUAUCUCCCGAGUCAUCUGAAGAAUAAAUUCCCUUUCCCAUGACCUGUAAUUCUUGAGGUUUUUCUUUCAGGAAAAAAAAGUUUGAUGUCAGAAGCCAGGCUUCAUUAGUGUUACUGCAUCUGUACAUAAGUUACACUGUGCGUGAAGUCUACACAUCAUAGAGGGACGUGUUCUGUGCAGCUCGCCGGUCGAUCUUACUCAUUGGCCCUUUUAACAUCUCUGUUCCUUUUUUUUGUACAUACAGUUGGAAUGUUUUUCACUGAGACAGUGUAGAAUCGACUUGCCUUCAAACACCAAAAAAACAACAAAAAAAACGAAACUAUUUUCAACCUUCUGAGGAGAGCGAACGUUGUAACUUUACUUGUCCAUCUGCAUAGUUGGUGUUUUCAGCUCUAUGAGCUCUGAAAUCUAAUUGACCGAUUUAUUCAUUUGUGUUGAUUAGGAGACCACUCGGUAUUUCUUAAGUAUCUGUUUUGUAAUCAAGAUUUGAUUUUGUAAAGAACUCUUGAUUAAAAUUAAUUUCCAAUAAAGUUAUUGUCGUGGUCAA